Ictalurus punctatus (channel catfish) is the source of this 4175-nucleotide messenger RNA. RefSeq names its product WASH complex subunit 4 (gene washc4). Gene Ontology annotation, biological process: endosomal transport; endosome organization. Gene Ontology annotation, cellular component: endosome; WASH complex. The record is from RefSeq and is a predicted model, not a curated record. Bases 166 to 3675 code for a protein of 1169 amino acids. The transcript has 33 exons. Lineage: Eukaryota; Metazoa; Chordata; Actinopteri; Siluriformes; Ictaluridae.
UGCAGUUGGGCGGGGAUUUCCAGUAAUACGGGUAGGAAAAAAAACCUUACCCAAGCAGACCUCGGAACAGGGAAGAUUACUAUAGUUUACUUUCUCCAAAUAGAUAUUAUCCAGCGAGACAGGCGGUUUCCUGUCUCUAACCAUCGACUGUAGCUAUUUGUUAGGAUGGCAGUGGAGUCAAUAUCUCCCGACUGGGAAUUUGAUCGCUUUGAUGACGGAUCUCAGAAAAUUCACACAGAAGUGCAGCUGAAAAACUAUAACAAGUUCUUGGAGGACUACACAUCUCAACUGAAAGCUAUAGAGGAAGCCCUGGACGACUCCAUCGGAGAUGUUUGGGAUUUCACGUUAGAUCCGAUAGCGUUGAAGCUCCUCCCUUAUGAACAGUCUUCCCUUUUGGAGCUAAUUAAAACUGAAAAUAAGGUCCUUAAUAAAGUCAUUACAGUCUAUGCGGCUCUCUGCAGUGAAGUUAAGAAGCUGAAAUAUGAGGCUGAAACCAAGUUCUACAACGGCUUGUUGUAUUAUGGUGAAGGAGUUUCAGACGCCAGUGUGGUGGAGGGAGAGUGUCAGGUUCAAAUGGGACGCUUCAUCUCAUUUUUACAGGAACUAUCUUGUUUUGUAUCUCGGUGCUUUGAGGUUGUGGUUAACUUGGUUCAUCAGCUGGCUGCACUCUACAACAACAACAAAGCUGCCACAAAAAUCAUUGAGUCAAGUGGAGUUCAUUUUCAGACGGUGUAUGAGCAUCUAGGUGAACUCCUGGUGGUUCUGAUUACUUUGGAUGAGAUUAUGGAGAAUCAUGGCACUUUAAGAGAUCACUGGAAGAUGUACAAAAGAUUACUCAAAUCAGUCCACCACAACCCGUCAAAAUUUGCUAUUCCUGAAGAGAAGCUGAAGCCUUUCGAGAAGCUUUUAUUGAAGCUGGAGGGCCAGCUUUUGGACAGCAUGAUCUUUCAGGCUUGCGUAGAGCAGAGAUUUGAUAAUCCUGGGGAAGGUGUUUCAGUCUCUAAAAACAGUGCCUUUGCUGAGGAGUUUGCUCACAACAUUCGCACUAUCUUUGCCAAUGUGGAGUCAAAACUUGGGGAGCCUGCAGAAAUUGACCAAAGGGAUAAAUAUGUCGGGGUCUGUGGCCUCUUCGCCCUGCAUUUUCACAUUUUUCGUACAGUCGACAAGAGGCUCUACAAAGCUCUUUUGGAUGUGUGUAAAAAGGUUCCUGCAGUUACACUGACUGGCAAUGUAAUCUGGUUUCCUGAUACAUUUUUGAUCAAUAAAAUCCCAGCAGCAGCCAAACUAAUGGAUAAGAAAAGUCUCCAGGCCAUUCGUAUCAGCAGAGAUACAUUCUUACAACAAAAGGCACAGACACUAACAAAGGAUGUGCAGUCUUACUACGUUUUUGUAACCUCCUGGAUGAUGAAGAUGGAGGCCAUUUUAUCAAAAGACCAGAAAACUGAGAAACUCUCAGAAGAUCUGAGCAACAGGUGCAAUGUAUUUGUACAGGGAGUCCUAUAUGCAUACAGCAUUAGCACCAUCAUAAAAACCACCAUGAACCUCUACAUGUCCAUGCAGCGACCCAUGACCAAGACAUCUGUGAAGGCCCUGUGCCGUCUAGUAGAGCUACUGAAAGCAGUAGAGCACACAUUCCACCGGCGAUCCCUUGUGGUAGCAGACUCCGUGUCCCAUAUCACUCAGCAUCUGCAGUCACAAGCUCUGGCCUCUAUUUCUACAGCUAAGAAACGAGUGAUCUCUGAUAAGAAGUACAGUGAGCAGAGGCUGGAUGUGCUGUCGUCCCUGGUGCUCGCCGAGAACACGCUGAAUGGCCCGAGUACCAGGGAGAGAAGACUGGUAGUGUCUCUAGCACUCAGUGUGGGCACUCAGAUGAAAACAUUCAAGGAUGAGGAGCUUCUGCCAUUACAACUUGUCCUAAAGAAACUGGACCUCAUUAGUGAAUUAAGAGAGAGGGUCAAAGUGCAGUGUGAUUGCAGCUUUCUCUACUGGCACCGUGCAGUGUUUCCCAUUUACCUGGAUGAUGUUUAUGAUAAUGCUGUGGAUGCAGCUAGAAUACAUUACAUGUUUAGUGCUCUCAGAGAUUGUGUGCCCACCAUGCUGUAUGCCAAACACACGGAGUCCUGCGAGCAACUACUGGAGUGCUAUGACAAGGAGAUCAUGGAGGUCUUCGGUGAGCAUUUGUUGGACAAGCUGUGCAAGGAGAUAGAGAAAGACCUGCGGCUUUCUGUGCACACACAUCUCAAGCUGGACGACCGUAACCCUUUCAAAGUAGGCAUGAAAGACCUGGCUCACUUCUUUUCCCUCAAGCCUAUCCGCUUCUUCAAUCGCUUCAUAGACAUCAAAGCCUACGUCACACACUACCUGGACAAAACAUUUUACAACCUGACAACAGUGGCACUCCAUGACUGGGCCACAUACAGUGAGAUGAGGAACCUGGCCACGCAGCGCUAUGGUCUGGUCAUGACCGAGGCUCAUCUCCCCAGCCAGACUCUGGAACAGGGGCUGGAUGUCUUGGAGAUUAUGAGGAAUAUCCAUGUAUUUGUCUCACGUUAUCUCUACAAUCUGAACAACCAGAUCUUCAUUGAGAAGACCAGCAACAACAAGCACUUGAACACUAUCAAUAUUCGGCACAUUGCGAACUCCAUACGCACCCAUGGGACUGGUAUCAUGAACACAACUGUUAACUUUACUUAUCAGUUCCUGCGCAAGAAAUUCUACAUUUUCAGUCAGUUCAUGUACGAUGAGCACAUCAAAUCCAGGCUUAUCAAAGACAUCCGGUUCUUCAGAGAAACUAAAGACCAGUCCGAUCAAAAGUACCCCUUUGAGAGGGCAGAAAAGUUCAACCGUGGUAUUAGGAAAUUGGGCAUCACUCCAGAUGGCCAGAGUUACCUGGACCAGUUCAGACAACUCAUCAGCCAGAUUGGUAACGCAAUGGGGUAUGUACGGAUGAUCCGCUCUGGGGGUCUUCACUGCUGCAGCAGCGCCAUCAGGUUUGUUCCUGAUCUUGAGGAUAUUGUAAACUUUGAGGAGUUGGUGAAGGAGGAGGGCCUCACUGAGGAGACUCAGAAAGCAGCCAGUGUUCUAGACUGUGUACUCGGUGACCUGACCAGUAACUCAGCUGAGGGAACCGAGUAUUUCAAAAUGCUCGUGGGAGUUUUUGCCCCGGAGUUCCGCAGCGUGAAGAAUAUGCACUUGAGGAACUUCUACAUGAUCGUUCCUCCUUUGGCAGUAAACUUUGUGGAACACUCCAUCAGCUGUAAGGAGAAGCUGAACAAAAAGAAUAAAAGUGGUGCAGCAUUUACAGAUGAUGGUUUUGCCAUGGGUGUCGCCUAUAUCUUGAAGCUGUUGGACCAAUAUCAGGAGUUUGACUCAUUGCACUGGUUCCAGGCAGUUCGUGAGAAAUACAAGAAGGAGAUGGUGAAAGAACAGAACAUCCAGGCCACCAACCAAGAUGAGAAACUCAUGCAGACCAUGAACUUAACUCAGAAGAGACUAGACAUCUACCUGCAGGAGUUCGAGCUACUUUACUUCUCUCUGAGCAGUGCACGGAUAUUCUUCAGGGCUGAUAAGACUGCAGCAGAGGAAACUCAGGAGAAGAAGGAUAGGGAGGAUGUUGCUAAAGUUGAUGAUGCUUCAUCUGAGACUGCUGCCGCCCCUGAGCCGGGUGCCAAGUGAAACUAAAAACACACGUCCCACUUCAAGUCUUUAAGGUCAUUUUAAGAAGUGGAAACAACCAGCUUAUCCAGAAUUUGUAUAGACUGCCAUGUUUUGGAUUGUAAUUCAGUAUUGCACGGCAAGAUACAAGAGAAAUGGCCUCGGUCACGGAUCAUGAACUAGGAACAUACAGUGUGAAUAUUGUGGAAUAUUUAUUCCUUCUAAUGCACUUAGGCCUGGAACUGACUGUGAUCUGCUUUUAGAAAAAAAAUCAAGCUCAUGUCACCAUUAUUUUCUGCAUUGCUAUACAGAUUUUGUCAGGUAACUGGCAGGUGAGCAAGUUUGGCUGCUGUAAUUAUUUGGUCAAUGAGACCUUUUUUUAGAAAGAAAUAUUUUAAUAAGGCAAUACUAAAGUAAUGUUUGAUUUUUAAAUACAAAUCAUCUUUGACCGUUUCCCUUUUCUAAUUUGAUAAUGUGUAAAGUGGAGGUGCUUAAAUAACAGGUUCUACAUUUUUGACCCA